CAUCUUUCGAUCUGCUGCUCUUGUUGCAACCCAAUUUCUUUUCCCCCAACCUUCAGAGGGAAGACAGACUGUUGGUUCAGCUGCAGAGUCACGGUGCGCCUGGAGCCUUCAGGCCAGCACUAGGAGAGGAGAGUGAAGCGACUUGCCCAUCGUCGCGUCAACCCGAGAGAGACAGAGAUGAGGGGCGGCGGGCGGGCGCGGCAGAACGCGAUCCGGUCGGGCAUCGUGGUGCUGGGCGCCGCGGCCUUCGCCUACCUCUCCUACCGCGUCGGCUUCAAGCCCUACCUCGACCGCGCCCAGGAGGCCAUGGACUCCCAAAUCCACAGCUCCGACCACGCCGCAGCCGCCGCCGCCGCUGCUUCCGCCUCCUGGGAGGACCAGCCUGGUCACCCGGAGGGCGACGGCGGCCUCGCGCCGUCCAGGGACCCGGCCGCCGUGCUCCGCGACUGACGCGCCAUCCAGGGGCGCCCGCGGCAGCUUGGCUUGUUGUGGCAUUUCGCCGAACACUUUGUAAGCGGAUAAUAAAAUGUACUGGAACUGUUUCUUUUUUUCGCACUGUAAUUCCCCUACUAUUACUGCUGGCGUGGUUUCAAAGUGUUUAA
Messenger RNA from Aegilops tauschii subsp. strangulata, 602 nucleotides. RefSeq lists its product as uncharacterized. The record is from RefSeq and is a predicted model, not a curated record. NCBI's taxonomy places the organism in Eukaryota, Viridiplantae, Streptophyta, Magnoliopsida, Poales, Poaceae.